This is a messenger RNA of Phaedon cochleariae (mustard beetle), 1231 nucleotides long. The record is from the annotation of a GenBank genome assembly. NCBI's taxonomy places the organism in Eukaryota, Metazoa, Arthropoda, Insecta, Coleoptera, Chrysomelidae.
GUUGGAUCUAACCCACCCAUCUCUAUCCUAUCUUUGACUUUUGACAUUUAUGACCGUAUGACGUAGAUCGUAGUAGAUUGAUCUUCAAAUUUCGACUUUCGACAUUUCUUCAAUUUUGAGCGAGUAGAUCUGCUGGGUCAUAUAUAAAAUUCAUAUUACAUUCAAUUCACAUAAUCGAAUAUACCAGGUUGAAAUGGCAGCAGUCAGAUCCCUUUCUAAAUUUUUCUCUUUGAGAUCCUUCAGCACAACUACCAAAAGGGCCUAUGCAGACCAAAUGAGUUUCACUUUUGCUGCUGGAAAUCAGGUUUAUUAUGAGGCAAAAUCUGUGAAACAAGUUGAUGUUCCCUCAUUUUCAGGAAGUUUUGGUAUCCUUCCUGCACAUGUACCCACCUUAGCAGUACUCAAACCAGGAGUAGUGUCAGUGUAUGAAGACAGUGGUAAUGUGAACAAAAUUUUCGUGUCCAGUGGAACUGUAACCAUCAAUGAUGAUUCUUCUGUACAGAUUUUGGCUGAGGAAGCUCAUCCUGUAGCUAAUAUUGAUGUUGGAACAGCUAGAGAUAUUCUCAGCAAAGCUCAGAGUGAACUGUCAUCAGCUACCAAUGAUCAGGCCAGAGCAGAAGCAGAAAUUGCAAUUGAAGUUGGAGAAGCCUUGGUGAAAGCAGCUGAAUAAAUUCCAAAUACCAUCAAAAUUUGAUUGUUUAUCAUCAAUAUAUUGAAGUUCUAGCCUUUGUGUCACCCUUAUGACUCAACAACUAUGUGAAAUUUAAUUUAACAUUUUAAAAUAGUACAUUUUUGUUAUAAAUAUUAAUGUGUUUGUUCUCUAAAAUUUGAAAUCUGAAUCACCCUGUAGAAUAGGAAGAGUAUUUUUCACCUGGAAACUAGGAUUUUUUUCCGGGUCACAAAAAUGUCUUACACUCUAAGUAAUGCAAAUAACUACCUAUUUCAUGAUAACAGUAAUAAAUAUAUUUUCAUUAUGAAGAAUAUGAAAUACAAGCAAUCAGCAUUAAUGCACUCAGUUUUUCCAAUGAACAAAUGUAUAGACAUUAUUUCUUCUAAGUAUAAAAUUGAUUGGACUGAAUUCCAUUAAUGUAUUAAUCAUAUUGAGCCACAUAGUUGAAGUGUAUUCGUAUUCCUUAGCAAAGUCAAAAAUAUGAGUUCAGUAAACGGUUGUAACAAAGACAUUGUCCUUUCUCUGAUUCUGAAGAAACUAGGGUUUAUGCUUGGAAUUGUG